CUCUAUCGAUCCUGAAAUUCCUAAUCUAGCUACCAGCAGUCACCUCCGUACCUUACGUGUCGAGAAAAGUCAAAUGUACCAUAUUUACUCAAGGUUAAGACGAGAAACUCAACCUCUCAGCUCUGAACUCAGAACUCCCAAUCUAGCCCUCGUAGCUGUCACAUCCAUACCAUCCAUAUCGAGUAAAGUCAAAUUUACCUCACGUCCACGUAUAUCUGUAUACUUUCGGCUCAGUCGGAAUCGAUACCCCAGUGAUAGUAAUCAAAAACCAAACUUUCAAGAAUGUCACUGGAUGAUGGUCUAGACUCCAGAGAUAGAACAGGUGGUAAGUGGGAAUGUGCAUCGUACCGUCUGUCUUCCUAGGAAGGAGUUCGCAUCUCGUCCUUUUCAGUAUACCCAUCCAUUUUAUCCUCCGCGUGAAGUCUCCUCGUUGGGGAAUCACAGCAUCAAAUAUUCAGCUCAAAAAGAAGAAGAAUCUGAGAUUCUGCACACUUGGCACAUCACAUACUCAAUAUCGAUUCAAUUGUACUCGAUCCAUCCAUCCAUUCUUCCACAACAACUUGAUGCUCUCUCAAGCAGCCCCCUUGUUUUUUUUUAAGCUGCAUCUCCUCCUUUCUCUAGGUAGGAGAGAAUAUCAAAUGUUCAGAAUCAAACUUAUUAGGGGCUACUAAUCAAUCUUGAGUAGCAACACAGCGAUAUGGUGAGGCGAUGAAAAAAAUUGAGGGCCU
Cadophora gregata is the source of this 728-nucleotide messenger RNA. RefSeq lists its product as uncharacterized. The transcript has 2 exons. Bases 336 to 671 code for a protein of 111 amino acids. The record is from RefSeq and is a predicted model, not a curated record. Lineage: Eukaryota; Fungi; Ascomycota; Leotiomycetes; Helotiales; Ploettnerulaceae.